Molecule: messenger RNA, 3659 nt
Organism: Oncorhynchus kisutch (coho salmon)
Lineage: Eukaryota; Metazoa; Chordata; Actinopteri; Salmoniformes; Salmonidae
Product: sorting nexin-4
Exons: 14
Coding region: 86-1651 (521 amino acids)
Biological process (GO): protein transport; positive regulation of autophagosome assembly
Cellular component (GO): plasma membrane; SNARE complex; early endosome membrane
Molecular function (GO): phosphatidylinositol-3-phosphate binding
Source: RefSeq, a predicted model, not a curated record
UACUAAACAGGUGUUCUACUCCGCUAGCCAGCACCUCUCCUAAACAGGUGUUCUACUGUUUAUCAGCUGUGCUUCUACAUACAGUAUGUUGUCUGUAUCCUGUUUAUCAGCUCUGCUUCUACAUACAGUAUGUUGUCUGUAUAUCAGGUUUAUCUUCUGGCUGGAAAUUCUGUUUAUUGUGGCAGCACCAUUUUCACCAAGUCAAAUUCCUUUAUAUACAAAAUGUAUUACGCGAUUAAAGGUGAUUCUGAUCUUCUACAUUUUACAGGGCAGGACUCUUAUUUUGAAAGAUUUAAAAUCCCACGAAUCGCUUUAUCUUGUUUGCAUAACACAGCUGGAAAGAAGGAUGGCGGAUGCUGGAAAUAAAGAGUCAGCGCCGAUUGGAGGAGAUGAAUUUACCAACACAGAGUUGGAGAAUAACAAGAAUAACACGAUGGUGGAGGAAGGAUCCACUCUGCUGCGGAGAAUGGAGAUCAGUGUGGCCGAGGCAGAGAAAAGAACUGGGAAAAAUACAGUGAACAUGCAAGAGAUAUUCACAGUGUACCUCAUAGAAACUCGACCCAUAGAUGCAAUAACAGAAGGCCAUAACCCAGCCCCAGACUCUCUCUGGAGGAGAUACAGUGAAUUUGAGAUCCUCCGGAACUAUUUGUUAGUCACCUAUCCAUUUAUCGUGGUGCCGCCUUUGCCAGAGAAGAGGGCAGAGUUUGUUUGGCACAAGCUGUCUGCAGACAACAUGGACCCAGACUUUGUAGAGAGGCGCAGGGUUGGUCUGGAGAACUUUCUACUUCGCGUGGCCUCCCAUUCGGUUCUGUCCAAUGACAAAAUCCUAUACCACUUCCUGACUGAGGAACACAGGUGGAAGGAGGUGGUGCAUGAGACAGGGUUCCAAGCCAAGGCAGACUCCAGGAUUAAAGCUCUGAGCGCAACUUUCAGGGUGAAGAACCCUGACAAGCGGUUCACAGAGAUGAAACUCUACAGCGAUGAGCUUCAGUCUCUCACCUCCCAGCUGCUCAGAGUCAGAGCAAGAGUAGCAGACAGGCUCUACGGCGUAUACAAAGUCCAUGGGAACUACGGAAGAGUAUUCAGUGAGUGGAGUGCCUUAGAGAAGGAGAUGGGAGAUGGUCUACAGAGUGCAGGACACCAUAUGGAUGCCUAUGCUGCCUCAGUAGAUGAUAUGUUGGAGGAAGAGGAGCACUACGCAGACCAACUGAAGGAAUACCUUUUCUAUGCUGAAGCCUUAAGGGCUGUGUGUAGGAAACACGAGCUGACCCAGUAUGAGCUGGAGACGGCCUCCUCAGACCUCAUCUCCAAGAAGCAGCAACGGGAGGAGCUGGCCACUGGGAUGGUACGGACGUUCUCCUUCAAAGGAAUGACGAACAAGCUGUUUGGUCAGGAGACACCAGAGCAGAGGGAGGCUAAACUCAGCCUACUAGAGGAGCAGAUCGUCCAGGGAGAGGAGACGGUCACAGAGAAAACAGUGGAGUGCGAGGAGUACGUGAAGGGUGCGUGGGUGGACAUGCAGCGCUUCAAGGAGCAGAAGGACAGGGAUCUGAGGGAGGCUCUGAUUGGCUACGCCGUCAUGCAGAUCAGUAUGUGUAAGAAGGGCAUUCAAGUGUGGACCAAUGCUAAGGAUUGUUUCCACAAGAUGUAAGGGGGUCGGGCCGCGGGUCAGCGACGACGUCUAUGGUACGAGUGUACAACAACUUCACCUUUUGACCUUCACAUGGAAACAGAACCACUGUUGUCAUGGCAACAAGCCCCAGCUGACAUAAAGUUACAGGGCUGUGUCUCAGUGCUCAGUCCAAUACUGGCUGUGUCUCAGUGCUCAGUCCAAUACUGGCUGCAUCUCAGUACUCAGUCCAAUACUGGCUGCAUCUCAGUACUCAGUCCAAUACUGGCUGCAUCUCAGUACUCAGUCCAAUACUGGCUGAGUCUCAGUACUCAGUCCAAUACUGGCUGCAUCUCAGUACUCAGUCCAAUACUGGCUACAUCUCAGUACUCAGUCCAAUACUGGCUGCGCUCCAGAUAAAGUGGGGAGGUAAUGAAGCCUUUCAAGACAUGAGAUGCAGCCCGGGACUAUAUUUUGUAAUGAGAUAUAAGGCACAAACAUAUCCCCUUGUGUUGGUUUAUUAAGAGAAUGUGUGUGUAGUAUCAGCAGGAUAAAGGUUGUUUAUUAAGAGAACAUGUGUGUAGUAUCAGCAGGAUAAUGGUUGUUUAUUAAGAGAACAUGUGUGUAGUAUCAGCAGGAUAAUGGUUGUUUAUUAAUAAGAGAACGUGUGUGUAGUAUCAGCAGGAUAAUGGUUGUUUAUUAAGAGAACGUGUGUAGUAUCAGCAGGAUAAUGGUUGUUUAUUAAGAGAACGUGUGUAGUAUCAGCAGGAUAAUGGUUGUAUGGUGAGAGAACGUGUAUAGUAUCAGCAGGAUAAAGGUUGUAUGGUGAGAGAUCGUGUGUAGUAUCAGCAGGAUAAUGGUUGUAUGGUGAGAGAACGUGUGUAGUAUCAGCAGGAUAAUGGUUGUAUGGUGAGAGAACGUGUGUAGUAUCAGCAGGAUAAAGGUUGUAUGGUGAGAGAACGUGUGUAGUAUCAGCAGGAUAAUGGUUGUAUGGUGAGAGAACGUGUGUAGUAUCAGCAGGAUAAAGGUUGUAUGGUGAGAGAACGUGUGUAGUAUCAGCAGGAUAAUGGUUGUUUAUUAAGAGAACGUGUGUAGUAUCAGCAGGAUAAUGGUUGUUUAUUAAGAGAACAUGUGUAGUAUCAGCAGGAUAAUGGUUGUUUAUUAAGAGAACAUGUGUAGUAUCAGCAGGAUAAUGGUUGUUUAUUAAGAGAACAUGUGUAGUAUCAGCAGGAUAAUGGUUGUUUAUUAAGAGAACGUGUGUAGUAUCAGCAGGAUAAUGGUUGUUUAUUAAGAGAACGUGUAGUAUCAGCAGGAUAAUGGUUGUAUGGUGAGAGAACGUGUGUAGUAUCAGCAGGAUAAAGGUUGUAUGGUGAGAGUGUAGCACAUGGGGGAUGUGGGAAACUUACUCCUCAGCCUGAAGUGUCACCACUUGUGCAGCCGAGUUGUUAACGCUUCGAUGGCGCCGAUUGGUAAGACGCUUCGGGAGGGCGGGCACGUGUGCUAGCGAAGCAGAUGUCCUGGGUUCGAGUGUCCGUGUGAGCCCGAUCAGGAGGAAGCGGUACUCGCUAAGUAAGCAGCGUGACGUCACUUAUCAGAAUGCUGCUGUUACCUUGGUUUACCUCUAUGAACUGAACUGGAAAAGAAACUGAAUCAACUGUCAAAGGACUUCAGGCCUUUUCUCUGCUUAAAGCACAUGAUAUCAUAAUGUCUGGUAUGUGAAUAUUGAAUAAGAUAUUAUUUCAGAAAAUGUCAAGGUACAUGUAUAUAAGAAUAUUAUAUACUUUGACGUGUCCAUCUAUUUAAAUAUAUUAACAACAGUGAACACUAACCUGGUGUUUGUUGGUUGAAGCCAAAAUAUUAACUUACUAAUUUAAUCAUGGUUUCUCAAAGAAAACAUCCUAUUUCUACAUUGUGACUCGCAGUAACAAUGUGAUUUAAGGUCAGAUUUGAUCAUCAUUCGUGUACAUUCUUAUCCAAGUUGAACUGAGAUAACAGUCAUUCUGCAUUGUAUAUUCAGCUUUAUGGUUUUAAUAAAAAAUAUUGUCUUCUA